AUGGUGGAGAGUGGUUACACGUUGGCGAUCGUGUCCGAGCCGGACCGCCCCCCAAGAAACAGCCCAUAUUGGGCUGUUGAUAACGGGCGUGCGGGGGACUUGGUCGCGAUUCGAUGGCGGUCGGUGCCGGGAGGGCCCGACACGGCCGCCAUCGAAAAAGGGGAACGGCACGUGGCCGUUCAAUGGGGACCCAUCGCGGUCGUUGGGGCCUACUUAAGGCCCACCAGGCGCCUCCCCCUCUUUGAGGGCUGGCUCUUGGACAUCGGGCAGACGCUCGUACGCCUGAGUCCGAGGCUGGUCCUCGUGGCCGGGAACUUCAAUGCGUGGAAUACGCGUUGGGGCUCUCGGUGCACGAACAAGAGGGGCGAGGUCCUGGCGGAAUGGGCGGAGACGCACGGACUGGUCCUCGUAAACGAGGGCCGGAACCCCACCUGCGUGCGGACGCAAGGGGUGUCCAUUGUGGACCUCACAUGGGCUACCCCCUCGGCCGCGCGCUUGGUUACCGGGUGGAGGGUGGAGCAGAACGUCGAGACUCUGUCAGACCAUCGAUAUAUAUCGGUGGAGCUCGGCGUCCUCUCCUCCGUGCGUCGCCGCGAGGAGACGCGACCGCGAUGGGCCCUCCGCAAACUUUGCGAGGACGCCCUGAUGGCCUCGUUAGAGGCCGCCUGUUGGAUCCGGGGAG
This is a messenger RNA of Vollenhovia emeryi, 682 nucleotides long. RefSeq lists its product as uncharacterized. The record is from RefSeq and is a predicted model, not a curated record. Gene Ontology annotation, molecular function: catalytic activity. The transcript has a single exon. The annotation marks the transcript as partial. NCBI's taxonomy places the organism in Eukaryota, Metazoa, Arthropoda, Insecta, Hymenoptera, Formicidae.